AUGGCGGCCUCCAGCAGACGGAAAAAAGAUGGUGGCCCCCAGUGGCGGCGACAGUGGCGCGCCCUGGUGCUGAAGGUGCUGGGUCGCGGCGCCUUCAGCACGGUGCACCUGGUGCGCAAGGUCGGCGGCGUGGACGGCGGGCGCAGCUACGCCCUGAAGGAGCUGCGGAAGGGGCAGUACAGGACCCGGGAGACGCUGUCCAGGUUCCUCCUGAAGGAGCGGCGAGUGCUGGAGGCUGUCGGCGAGGCGCCCUUCCUCCUGCACCUGCACUACGCCUUCCAGAUGGAGGAGGCGGCCUUCUUCGUGGUCGACCACGCGGCGGGAGGCGACCUCACCGCCGUGCUGGAGGACCUGGGGUUCCUGGCGGAGGCCCAGGCCCGCCUGGUGCUGGCCCAGCUCUUCACUGCCCUGGACACCCUCCACUCGCUCGGCGUGAUUCACCGCGACGUGAAGGUCGACAACGUGCUGGUGGACGGCGAGGGCCACGUGGUGCUGGCCGACUACGGGCUGUGCUCGGAGCCGGCGGAGGAAGGCUGCCUCGUCCGCCACACCUUCUGCGGCACGGUGGAAUACAUGGCGCCCGAGGUGCUCCAGAGGACUCCGCCCGGCUACACUGCCGCCGUGGACUUCUGGGGCGCGGGCGUGCUGGGCUUCGAGCUGCUGACGGGGAUCCUGCCCUUCGACCCCAAGAACAAGGGCGACAGGAGGAAGACGAUGCACAAGAUCAUCAACAAGGAGCCGCAGUACCCACCGCGCCUGUCGCCCGAGGUGAAGCUGCACCCAUUCUUCCUGGACCUGGACUGGGAGGAUCUGCCGCCCCCCUUCGCAGGGAGAGAGAGGCCGGAGUGGGCCGCAGAGAGCCCCGAGGACGAGGGUGCCGUAGAGGUCGGAGAGGUUCCGGAGCUCCUGCGAGGAUACCUGUCGGACUUCGACUACACUUCGCCAGUCCACCAGCAGCCCUCGGCCAAACCUCAGCCCCCGUCCAUUCCACUGCCUCCGGCAAGUCAACAGCUCACGUCCAGUCUACGGCCCACGUCUAGUCCACUGCCCAUGUCCAGUCCUCUACCCCCAUCCAGUCCACGGCCCACGUCCAGUCCACUGCCCAUGUCCAGUCUACGGCCCCCAUCCAGUCCACAGUCUGUCCCGUCGGCGACACCAUCAGGAGUUGAGUCAGCUGCUGUGACCCCGGGCAGGACUUGCGAAGAAGACGAGUGUGAGCAAACGAGCAUGAAGAAUGAGAGUCGCCUGAAGCGGGCAUUUGACCUUUCUCAAAGCGCGCGUGAGGACCCCUCGCAAAGAAACUUAUUUCUUGCAACAGUGCGCGACUUGGAAAACAUAAAGGAGCAGUUCGAAGUUGACUGCGUCGCGGUGGAAGCAGCCAUCGGCGAAACAGAUGUGGACGUAGCUGAGCACGCUUCUCGCAUGGAAGCUUUCGAUCAUAAAUACUUCCAAAUCAGGGCCGUUGUAGCCGGCAUAGAGGACUCAAAGGUACAGCCCUCCAGCCAACCACAGUCUCAGAUUCUCAGCUUUGAGGAGCUCUACACGGUCGUGGUCCAAGUGGAGGCCAUACUGAAUUCUAGGCCACUCUGUCCAUUAAGUUCCGAUCCCAAUGAUCUGCGUGCUCUCACCCCAGGACACUUCUUGACCAUGGAGCCGCUGGUGUCGCAUCCUGAACCCGAAUUGGAACAGCGGUCAGACAACAACAGAAGUGGCCAGUAUCUGGACCAACAAGUGUAUCGGUUCUGA
This is a messenger RNA of Bacillus rossius redtenbacheri, 1746 nucleotides long. Its product is annotated as ribosomal protein S6 kinase beta-2-like. Gene Ontology annotation, molecular function: ATP binding; protein serine/threonine kinase activity. The record is from RefSeq and is a predicted model, not a curated record. Lineage: Eukaryota; Metazoa; Arthropoda; Insecta; Phasmatodea; Bacillidae. Gene Ontology annotation, biological process: protein phosphorylation. The transcript has 6 exons. Bases 1 to 1746 code for a protein of 581 amino acids.